Gymnodraco acuticeps is the source of this 4451-nucleotide messenger RNA. It is a transcript of the gene tmem201, whose product is annotated as transmembrane protein 201. NCBI's taxonomy places the organism in Eukaryota, Metazoa, Chordata, Actinopteri, Perciformes, Bathydraconidae. The transcript is spliced from 6 exons. Gene Ontology annotation, biological process: nuclear migration along microtubule. Gene Ontology annotation, molecular function: actin filament binding; lamin binding. The record is from RefSeq and is a predicted model, not a curated record. The coding region runs from base 145 to 1329 and encodes 394 amino acids. Gene Ontology annotation, cellular component: nuclear inner membrane.
GCAGAUUCCGUUUCCGGCACAUGGGCGUUGACAAAAGGGGAUCGCUUGCCGCGUGCGCUCUCGCGCCGUGUUUUGCGGUACCGAACACAUAAGUUACAUUUCUCGUGUUUUGUUAAACUACUUACUUCUGCAUAUUUGGUGGAAAUGGAGGCUUUUACCCAGCUUCUGCUGGAAUAUCCGGAAUUCAUGUACAGCGGAGUAGGAGCUACGGCGUCUGUCGCCGUUGGAGCGCUGAUAUACAAACUAGCCACCAGAAAGAAGCCGACCCAUGCAGAUGUGAACUGCUGGUUCUGUAACCAGAACUAUGUGGUACCCUUUGGGAACAGAAACUGCUGGGACUGUCCAAACUGCGACCAAUACAAUGGCUUUCAGGAGAAUGGGGAUUACAACAAACCCAUACCAGCUCAGUUCAUGGAGAAUCUGAACCAUGGAGUAUCUGGUAGCCUUCCCUCAACACCGAAGACUCAGCAGUCGGUCAGCAGUCAGAUGCUCCUGUGCAGGAAGUGCAAUAAGAACCAGACAUUUGUCAUCAAACAGUUGGCCUCAUUUAUCCCAAGGAAUGAUGAUAACUACGAUGAGGAAAUUGAAGCCUACAAGCACCACCUGGAGCAGACGUAUAAGUUAUGCAAGCCAUGUCAGACAGCAGUGGAGUACUACAUCAAAUUUCAAAACCGUCACCUUCGAACUGUGCUCCUCAACCAUCCUCUUCGACGCAGCGGAGAAACCGACAAGGGCUGUGUAACGAGCUCCCAUGCUGUGUCCUCUCCCAUGAAGGUCAUACUGUUACGGGCCCUUACCUUCUUCAUAUGUGCUUUCCUAGUCGCUACAUCUUUGUGUGCCUUGCCAUACCAGCAUACAUCACUUGGAGACCCACAGAUAUUAAGUGGUGGGGCUAUUCCUCCGAAGCUUGCGCCCAACAAUGAAUCUGCCCCCAACAAUGACAGCAGUGGAGGCGUGCCCUUGUGGCAGGAUCUGCUGGAGCUACUCCCAGAUGAGGCCAUAGAUAAGGCCAAGCUGGUGUGGCAGCAUGGAAAGAACAACCAGCUGGCUAUAGUCUGUGUUGGCCUGUUGACGUGUCUCACUGCUAUCUUCUUAGCAGGACCUGUCAGGUUGAGGAGAAUUGAUGCUGUGGCGUCUGUGCUCUGGUUCCUCAUCCUAUGCCUCCACCUGGCAGAGAUCUACCUUACUGAUGCCUCCGGCUGGACAGAAACAGCCAAGCUCGGCACCGUCUGCCUCUGUUGCCUAGUCAGCUUUGCUGCUGCUGUGGCAACGCGCAAGCCACUGGGUCCAAGGAGAGCCAGAUAUCGAAGGUCAGAAUCUGAGCAGUAAUUUUUUCAUUGUGCUUAAAACAUAGAUUUUUGUAAAGAGCCCUCUUUCCAAUAAUUGUUGGUGUUUUUUAGAACCAGGAUGAAGCCAAAAUCUAUUAUCUCUAUCUAAUGUUCAGUAAAGGAACAACUUUUUUAUUGCAAUGUGCGAAUGACUGUGAGGUUAUGACGUGAAUGGCAAACUAAAAGCAUAGGGUGUGUGUGGCCCAUUAUGGGAACUAGAAUCAGAGAUUCUUGCUCAAUCGCAUCAAAACCUCACCCUCAAGCACAGGCUGAAAUUAAUUUAGUUGUAAAGGAAUUUGUUACACUAAAACAAGAUGGUAUGAUAUGAACGGCUCACAAUUCUCAAUCUCUCUGGUCUAACUAAUGCUGACUUUCUCAUUGUUAAAAUGUUUCAAUGAGAGAAAUGGACUAGUCUUGUAUGAACAAUGUAAUCAACAUGGAGAAUUAAGGGUUUUGAAGAAAAAAACACUUGAAAGAGUAUUAUACGUUUUCAUCUCGUGCUGAUUUUGCAGAAAGUGUUUUUGGGAAAAUUGUACCAAAAUCUCAAAUUAAUUGUGUGUAUUAACUACUUUCGUAAUUCCUUAUUAACUAUAACAUAUGUGCAUUUGUGACUAUAUCUUAUUAAGCCAAUCAUAACGAUUUAGCCAUUUUAACGUUAAGCUCUGAACAACUAAACUUAGCAAUGUAUUUUACACCGUUGGAAUGUUUGAAAGCAUUUUGAAUGUACUCACUAAUUUAUUAACUCUCUGGUGAAGCGGUGGAAUUGAAAAUCAUUACUUUAUAUAUAAAUACUAAACCGCUCAUUGCAUGAAUCACUAGUUUGCGAUACACUGCAGGCCAUGUUCAAUAGCUAUUUUGAAUAAUCUCUUCACUUCUGUGUUGCGCCACGUCAUCUACAAUUUCUGAACAAAGAAUGGCCCUGGACAUUUCAGAAAGUGUUCAUCGUAUGUCCUUUGAAGCCACUUUUAUUCAUAACUGUUGUUUGUUGGGAAUCUCUUCCAACAUGAGUGCUGCAACAACAAUUAGUUUUAAGGCUGAGCAGGAUUUAUUCCUAUAUCGUUUUUAUCAACGAUGGGAAUUCACCAUUAUGAUAGCGUCAGGUUCAUUUGCAUAUUGCAAUUUGAAAAUCUAGCCAUUUUCCUGCAAGGAAAAGGCCGUCCCAAGAACGGUGCUAUGAGUUUGAAAGUCGUGUUUCGAUGCGCUCCGUCCCAUUGCUGUAAUAUCCCUUAAUCCGUUUUUCUUUAAUUGCGCAGUUUUUUUCACUUUAAACCAGUUAUACCCACAAUAGAUAUACUGUGUUAAAAUAGUCUCCUGUUACUCUCCUAUGUGCUGAAAGCUAUUGCUUAAAAACUAGUGCCUCAAGAUGACCAUUGAUCAGGCAGGUGCUUGUCUUGGUAUUUGCUGUAGGUGAUCAUGUCCAAAUGGUAAUGUCCGGCAGCCUUUGUGACAGUGCUUGAACGCACAAACAUUUAAUGUGUGUACAAUAUAAGUAGACUCUUUUAAUAGUUUUAAGUUUAAAUUAGAAAAUGCGUCGUUGCCAUCAGCAACAAAUAUUAUUAGAUUUAUUUUAGCGCUUCCCUUAUUAACUUUGCAUGUUGAUGUAUUUAAAACACUGAUGGACUACUAGUUGCAUGCUCUUACAUUUUGGCUCUCGCUAAUUUUUUCCUUUUUAUAGUUUUUUUUUAUUGAACUUGUUUAGAAUGUAUUACGUGAAGGAAAAAUGUAUUUAUAUGACAGUAAUGUGAAAAGGUUUUUCAAGCUAAUAGCUGUUGAAAGUGUUUCUAAAUUGCAUUUGGUGAGUUUUGUACGGUAUCUGUAGGGUUUGGAUUGCAUGUGGUGCUGUCCUUUAGUUAUGUUCUCAAACCCAAGCCAUAUGGUGGUAGUAGUUUCAAAGCUUACAUUUUUUUGUUUUAGAAUAAAAGUGCUGCACAUUUUAAGACAUCAUGUUUGUAGGUUAUGGGGAAAGUAUCGUCUCCGCUAUUAGUUGUACAACUCACUAUUCUUGAUGGUGUUUUGAAAGUGAUGGCUAUUGAUUCAUCAUACCAUCUAUCAGUAUGUACUCAGUUUCCUUUUUACCUUUUUAUAUAAACUGUGUCAUGUGACAGACUGCAUAAACUCUUGACAAAGAUAACAUUUAAUCUGUAGCAACUCCAACACGCCAUGCUUUAUUCAGUCUUCAAGAUAACCAAAAAGGUCUCGUUAAUUAUGUAGGACACACACUUUUCUUCUUCUUUUUUUUUUACCAAUGAAAGACGUGCAAUGACACUCAAGUGUAUGUGUGUGUUCAAAGUAAGAUGUUUGAACCUUUUUUGUUUAUGUAUGGUAAGAUGUAUUGUCUAUGCCAAAGUUUUACAUGCUGUGCUAGAAGUUUGUGUCCGCUAUACAUUUUCAUUGUGCAUGUUUGUCAUGCUAUGAUGUGCAUAAUAUAUAGUAUUUGAAGUGAGUCUGAGUAUUUGGCUAUUUGUGUGUGGUUUUUAGUGAAUUAUUGUAUCUGCUUGAUACGAGUGUUAACCUUCAUUAAUGUCGUGCAUUUAGCUUUAGAAUCGUUACAUCAAACAUUUAUGUUAAUCAUACAUUUAAACUGCCAAGCUCUAGUGUAGCAUUAAACCAUCGCCAAGAACAUGUGGUGAUGGUUUACCAGUGAUAGCUUCAGAGCUACUUUUUGUUGUUGUGAAUGUCAUGUUUUUACUGCACUGUUUCACUGAAUAUCCAGUAUGUAUACUACCUAAAUGUUUAAGCAUUGUGUGUGUUGCAGAAACACUAACUCAGUACUCAAGGCUUAAAAGAUAAAAGGUUAUUUAACCCACAUCUUGGAACUUGACACUCAAAGCAAUAAUUUGCCAGUUUAAUCCAAAGCCUAAAUAAGCUAAUUAACUAUAUCUCAAUUUAAUCGCUUACUAUGCGAUUAUAUAAUGUUUAGUAGCCUCAGAUAUGGAGGUCCGUCCAUGACGAUAGUUUCCUGCAACAUACAUGCUCCACCCAAUGAAACGUACCAUGUUUUUGGUGCCUAUAUGCUAAGAGUGGACGUCUUUGUCAUUUAAUGUAAGGCUCCAGUUUGAAGACAUUGUAUACUAUAAAUGCACGCUGUACAUGGAACGUAAUAAACAUCUGCUGAAAGGAUAA